Molecule: messenger RNA, 1466 nt
Organism: Armigeres subalbatus
Lineage: Eukaryota; Metazoa; Arthropoda; Insecta; Diptera; Culicidae
Exons: 6
Coding region: 531-1466 (311 amino acids)
Source: RefSeq, a predicted model, not a curated record
UUGGCCAGAAUUUAAUCAAGAGAGCAUCUGUCGGACCCCUGUCGGCAGAUAGCCAACGUGAAUUGACGCAAAUAAUAAUAGAUCAUCACUGCAAUGCUGGAAAACGCGGUAGAGAGGAGUAUUUAAGUGAUUACGCCAAAUCCAUCGUUGCGCUAUUCAAGCACGAAAAAAUUCAGACUUAUUUCAUACCUCGUGCAGGUGGAAGAAGAAAUCCAGGAGGAAAAUUGUUUAACAAACUCGUAAACAUCAGGCAAAAGAUCGCCAAAAGAAAACUGCGGGAAGAAGCUCAUUUAUGCAGCAAAAAAAUUAACCUAGAUCCGGAAGCUACUGACGAGUCCUUGUUCAACGAUAUUGAGUGGCUGGAGCAUAACAAAUUGCCAUGGACUACUGCGUUGGAUAAAUGGGAACAUUCAUUCCCUUUAAGGACAAGGCAACUGAAAAACAAAUCCUUCGUCGAUGAGCUGUUCAACCGUUAUCAAGUGUAUCAAGACGUUCAUGGGUAUCAAGCGAUCGACAUAGACUUCCGUUUGAUGUAUGGUAAUACUGAUGGUGUCAAAAAAUGGAAUAAUGCGUUUCCCAAAUUAAUGCAAUACUUGGAUCGGCCGUACAAGGAUGAAAUUUCAAAAAGCAUUCUGGAUUGUUUGAAGAAUGCUGAUACUGAUAUAAACUCCAAGCACUGUUCGAUACUGUUGUUGCUUAACAACGUUUUGAAGCCUACAAAGGUAACCCGAAUAUUCAAGCCAUCGGUUCUAGUUGCCCAAGAAGACGUGAUUCUAUUCGCAGCUACAGAUGACGACGCAUCUGCCACGUUGGACAAGUUUAUGGAAGAGUACACCAAGCAUGGAUUUCAACCGGUUCCGAAAUUAAUAGCGAUUGGCGAAAACGUGACCUCUCUGGACGGAGAGUUUCAAGUGCGCUACAAGAAUUUUACGUACCGGUUCAACACUUUGAUCAGAGCUAUCGAUGUUUUACUUAAAUGCAGUGCAGUCUUCGGAUUGGAACACUCCCGUAUAUCGAGCUCGAUUGAACCGAAUUCUUCACGAACCAUAUCAUCACCAGCUCUGCCUAAUAAUCUGGAGCAUAUAAAUCGUGCUGCCGUUGCUUUCACAUUAGAACUACAUAACGAAACUAAUAUCCAUAGAAGUGAUGUAACGACCAUUCAAAAAAAAACAAGCCAAUUAAACACUGAUAUUGUCCUAAAGUUAGAAGAUGUUUUAGACAAAGUUUUGACCGGUGAUGAAAACGCGCAAACUAAAUUCGAACUACGCAAGUAUUUAGAUCGUCUCAAUCAACCUUUUGAUUUCAUCGAUACAGAUUACAAAUUCCUGAAAUACAUCGAAAAUCUAGGAAUUUUUCGGUUUCCUAAAACUAUUGCUAUUGAAAAAAAGAUUUUUGUAAACCUACUCAAUCGAUGUGACAUCGAUGCAGCAACGAAACGGCUAAUGCUGUUGCACCCGGGUGUCUAA